Molecule: messenger RNA, 2458 nt
Organism: Lucilia cuprina (Australian sheep blowfly)
Lineage: Eukaryota; Metazoa; Arthropoda; Insecta; Diptera; Calliphoridae
Gene: ida
Product: anaphase-promoting complex subunit 5
Exons: 3
Coding region: 119-2377 (752 amino acids)
Biological process (GO): protein K11-linked ubiquitination; anaphase-promoting complex-dependent catabolic process; positive regulation of mitotic metaphase/anaphase transition
Cellular component (GO): anaphase-promoting complex
Molecular function (GO): protein binding
Source: RefSeq, a predicted model, not a curated record
CCAUUCCAAACAUACCUUCUUGCAGAUUUAGACAAUCUGCAAUUUGUAUUUAGUUUUUGCCGGCGUUUUUGUUUAUAAUUAUAAGUAAAUUAAUUCCUCAAGAAAACAGAACUUCAAAAUGCAUUUUGAAGAAUUGGAAGCAUUAGAUCCACGAAAUCCAACAUUAUCUCGAAUAGAAACUCCAACACCACACAAAGUGGCAGUGUUAAUAUUGGUGCAACAAUACAUCAAGGCUAAAAAAGCGGCCAAUGACGCUGGCAUACCUUAUCCCGCCCAAUCACGACGUAAUUUCUGCAUGCUUCUCUUGAAAUUAAUACAAUAUCCGGAUAUGACCUACAAUGAUUUGUACCAAUUAUUGUGCUCGACUAAAUACAAAAUAGAUCCUUUACAUCUGGAAGGGUUUGAAAAGGUUAUGUCUGAUUUGUUUUCUUUGGGCAUUGAGACAUUGUUUGACUUUGCUGAAAUGGAGAAUAUUGAAAAAAUGUUAGCGGAACAAUUGGGUGUCAGCCAAUUUAGUUUGGUUGGAUUGUAUAUAAGACGUGUGGGAGUUAUUUUGGAACGUCUGUCAUUUCCUCAGAUGAUGGCUUUGCAUAAAAAUAUUUGCUUGUAUUAUGAAAAGGGCAUUCGUUCCCUUACCAUUGGCCCCCGCAAACUGAUGCGCGGAAAUAUGCUUGAUAGUCAUACGGCCAUCAACGAUACCGAUGAUGACAAUACCAUGGAAGAAUCUGUGCUCGAUACCGAAACGGUGCAUCAAGAUCGCAAUCCUCACAGUAAAUGGUCUCCAAAGCAGGCUCAACUGUUUGUCACACAACAGUGUAAUCUGCUGGAAAAAAAUGAGCUGCGAGCUUUGCCACCUUUGGAAAUGCAAACAAAACUAAACGAAAUAAUACAAGAUAAUCCGCUCAAUGCCAAAUCCUACUUCCUUGGCUAUAUGAAUCAACUACGUCUGCGUGAUGUCUUUGGUUCGAUAGAUGCUCUACAUCGUUCUUUUGAUCGCAGUCCCAUGCAUAUGAUGGGUCAAUAUGAACAAAAAGGAUUUCAAUAUUUCAGUGUUAAUUUAGCCAUUCUGCAUGCUAGCUUUAAUCAUAAGAAAGAAGCUUUAAGUGCUUUAAGAGAAUGUAUUAUGCUGGCUCAGGAAUGUGGGGAUAAACGUUGCCUAGAUUUAGCCAAUUCUUGGUAUUGUCUUUUGAAUAGCAGUCGCAUAGGACCCUUCGAAAAAAGCUUGCCUGAUAUACAAGAUCCGGGUCUUAUACAGAGUUUGUCGUUGGCUAUUGAAUUCGUGGUGGCUUUUGGCGCCAAAUGUGGUUAUUUGCCUUUGGAUUUGUUUGAAUUACUAUUAAAAAGUGAUGAACUAAAUAACAAAAACUCCUUGCUGGAGCAUAUAUCCGAUUCAUUGGCUUUACGCACUACUUUGUGGGUUUUGUAUGGUCGUUAUGAAAUGUCAGCUUUGUAUUCACAACUUUUACUGAAUUUAAAAAAGACUUGGGUUUUUGGUGAUGUCAGCAAUUCGGAGAGUGUUAGCAAGGUGCUAUCGAAUCUUGCUCUCUGGUUUAAUACACAAGGUGAAUACCAGCUAAGUGCCGUUUUAAUACAUCAUGCACGCACCAGAUUUCCACGUCAUCCUUUUGCCGGCGAUUGGAUGACUAGUGAGUGUCAUAUUUCCAUACAGCAGGCCAUGUAUCGAGGUCGUUGGCAAGAGGCUUUACGCUGGUGCUGUCAACUUUAUUUGCUGGACAAACAUGAUGGCAACAUACAAAGAGCUUCUGUUUAUAUAGCUAAAGGUUAUAACAAUACUGCGCGGGGAAUUUUACAAAAUUUGCUGGCCAAUAAGGAGUUGGAUGUUUUAAGGCAAAUACGCGUCUUAAUACUAUUAGCCUACAAUAGUUUGUCAGAAAAUAAUGUUUCCGCUGAAACCAUAGAACUUUUAAUGCAGGCCUCUGUACUCUCCGAAUCUGCUUAUAUGCAAUACGAACAUGCUCUCAUCGAUACUAUUAUUGCUCAAGUAUUAUUGCAAAUGGGUUUACCACAAAAAGCUUUACAGGCUCUCCGUAAUUCUAUGGAUAAAAUUUACAUAAAUGGUGGCAUUUACGAUCGUGCUAAAACUGAUUUUACAUUUGUACGUUGUCUCGUAGCAGCCGGUAGGGAUCGCGAACAGCAGCACAAACGUUUAGUUAAAUCUCUGGGUAUUUUGGAGAGAGCUGUUGACUUGUUUCGUAAACUGGAAGCUCAUGCUAAAGUUCUGGAUGUGUAUGCUUAUAUUUCGAAAACAUUUAACAAUUUUGGCUUUGUGGCAGAACGUAAUAAGUAUGCUUGCAAGUUUAAACAAUAUUAUACGGAAAAUCCGGUAUGUCGUGAGUAUUUAGGUUUGGCUUUUUAACUUGUAGUUGUAAGUUUUCUUUUUGGCUUUUUUUUAUUUAUAAUAAAAGAAACUAUUAAAUAUUUAUUACCAAAAAAGUAA